Messenger RNA from Eremothecium sinecaudum, 858 nucleotides. It is a transcript of the gene PRE2, whose product is annotated as proteasome core particle subunit beta 5. Gene Ontology annotation, cellular component: proteasome core complex. The record is from RefSeq and is a predicted model, not a curated record. Gene Ontology annotation, molecular function: threonine-type endopeptidase activity. Lineage: Eukaryota; Fungi; Ascomycota; Saccharomycetes; Saccharomycetales; Saccharomycetaceae. The coding region runs from base 1 to 858 and encodes 285 amino acids. The transcript has a single exon.
AUGCAGGCUAUCGCAGAAUCGUUAGGACAAUCCUAUUCAAAUAGCUUAUACAGAGAUGACGAAUAUGCUCGAGAAGAGUUCGUUAGAGGAAAUGAACAAUUCAAAACGUUAACGCCAUCUCUUUCAAUGCCUCCAAUUGCUAGUCCACAAGCAUUUUUGAGGGCUCAUACUGAUGACUCCAAGAACCCUGACUGUAAGAUUAAAAUUGCUCACGGUACAACCACUUUGGCGUUUAGGUUCCAAGGGGGCAUUAUUGUUGCUGUAGAUUCGCGUGCUACAGCAGGCCAAUGGAUCGCAUCCCAAACUGUUAAGAAGGUUAUUGAGAUCAAUCCAUUUCUUUUGGGUACAAUGGCUGGAGGUGCAGCCGACUGUCAAUAUUGGGAGACCUGGUUAGGUGCUCAAUGUCGUUUACACGAGUUGAAGGAGAAAGAACGUAUAUCGGUUGCUGCUGCCUCUAAGAUUUUAGGUAAUUUGGUGUACGAAUAUAAAGGAUCAGGUCUUUCUAUGGGUACCAUGAUCUGCGGCUAUACAAAGAAGGAGGGCCCUACAAUUUAUCAUGUGGAUUCCGAUGGAAUGCGAUUAAAAGGCGACUUGUUUUGUGUAGGCUCAGGUCAGACUUUUGCCUAUGGUGUGCUAGACACAAAUUACAAGUGGGAUCUUUCCGUUGACGAAGCAUUAUAUUUGGGUAAGCGCUCCAUCCUUGCUGCGGCACAUCGUGAUGCAUACUCUGGUGGCUCAGUGAAUCUAUACCACGUUACUGAAAAUGGUUGGGUAUAUCAUGGAAACCACGAUGUUGGUACCCUAUUCUGGGAAAUAAAACAGCAGGAGAAAUCUUUCAAUAAUGUGGUAGGUAACUAA